Messenger RNA from Lampris incognitus (smalleye Pacific opah), 3768 nucleotides. It is a transcript of the gene cracdla, whose product is annotated as cracd like a. The coding region runs from base 146 to 3547 and encodes 1133 amino acids. The record is from RefSeq and is a predicted model, not a curated record. NCBI's taxonomy places the organism in Eukaryota, Metazoa, Chordata, Actinopteri, Lampriformes, Lampridae. The transcript is spliced from 11 exons.
CCAUGUCCCUCCGUCUGCAGAUGUGGACGACAGACUUGUCCGAGGUUUGAAGACAGGGCAUCACCUCUGCUGGGACACGGGAGGAAAACAAAGGAGAGGAGGGAGCGGAGAGGAGAGGAGGUGCUGGCAUACUGGGACGCCUGCGAUGGAGUCUUUCACAGGAGAUACAGACGGAAGCACCGAAGACCUCCCAGGGAAGAAGAAGUCUAAGCUGAAGAUUUUGAGAAAUCGUCUCUUUGGGAGGGCAAAGCGAACACAUGGAGAGGGAAGCACCAAAUUUAGCCAGUCUGCCAGUGACAUCACAGCAGGAAAGGGACUCGGCUCAGAGGAGGACUUGGUGUGCUCCCAAAGCAUGCUGGGAUCACGAGCGUUGUCACAUGACAGCAUCUUCCUGGUGGACCAGGUCCUGUCAGAUACGGAGCCAACCAGGGUCCUUUCCCAAGAGAACGUUCACAGCAAGAUCAAGGCUCUGCAGGUGAAGCUACUGCAGCAGAAUAUGCAUUUGGGGCCUCCGCCCCUGGUCCUGCCAGUCAAACAUCCUGAUGACCCGAGCAGUCGUAUGGAGGAUGAUGGUCUUCCUCACAGCCCCCCCGAGGUCUCAGUUGGCAACACCACCAACAAGGGUGCCUUCAGCAAGAGGUCAUUCCUUCCCAGAAGCCAUAGCCCCUUUAGUUUAGCAGGAACAGGAUGUGAAGAGGAGGAACAAGUAACAGCAUCCCCUCAAUGUGGGCCUGACAUGGCGACAUCCCAGCCGUCUUCUCGCCCACUUUCCCCCAUCCCCAAACCAACACUUUCUAGAUCAACACUUCCCACCCCAUCCCUCUCUGCUCCCCUGUCUGUCCUCUCUUCAUCCCCUCCUGCUGUCGUUUCUGCUUCUUCGGACUUCAGCAGCCCAGCCCAGUUCACCCCUUGCCUGGACACCUCUGCUGCACGCCACCGCAUGUCCGUCAAACCCAGAAACCAGAGGGCCAGCACCAAGGGAAAGAGACUGUGUGAGACCGACUCCAGGCCUCAUUCAAACAACCUAAACAACAUUGACCAUCCGGUGUCUGAGGUGGUGGUGGAAGAGCGAUCUGAGGAGGCACAUCUGAGCUCUCACUACACCCAGAUCUCCAGAACAGAACGAGGAGGUCCCAUUCUCCCCAUCAUAUCUCAGUAUCUCCCCAAAACUUAUGCCCCUAUCUUCUCCCAUCAGCCAUCACAGCACGACAAUUCAUUCACUGGGAGAGAUAAUUCUAAGACAUCCCAGUCUGUUGAUGCUAAACUCCAGAUACCCAUGGAUGGAAUGACUGAACAUCAGCCACAGUGGACCUCCAUCCAACCAGAGUCCAAAGGAAGAAGAGGGGGACGUGAAGACUUGGAGACGUGGGCGCCAUUUCACACCAAGAGGGAAACUCUAAUCAAGACUGGUGUGUAUGAUAAAACAGCCAGCAGAGAAGGUGACUCAAAAGACAGCUCUGCAGUGGCUUUCAGGUCUUCUUCCAUUCAGCAAAUUCAAAGUCAGGUGGAGUCCACAGGAGGAUUCCAGAGACCAGCCUCAGGCUCCUUCCACUUCUCUGUCUCCACAACCAAAACCCGAGAGGAAGAGAGGCCCAGAUCGGCCAGUUUCUUGGGAACGGUGGAACUGUCUGAAAGGCCCAAGACCUGUGGGGUAGCAGAGGUUAAGUCAUCUCCUUUGAACUUGAGCCAAAGAGGAAGGGAGUUACAGACGAACAGGCUGGAAGGAGACAAAGUGCCACUGAGGGAAGGUGGACCUUUACAGGGACGUCAAGUCUGUCCCUGGGACAGAAGAGACACCCUCAAAAAGACGGAGACAGUAACACCUUCAGCAAAAGUGACCAUGGAUACAGGAGGUUUAACGGGAGGUGAGGUUGAAGAAGCGAAGGAAGUCCUGGAAGAAGAGGAAAAGAUGGCAUUUGGUGUGAGGCUCCGCUCCACGUCUCUCUCUUUGAAAUACCGCCCCGAUGCUGCAGCUGCCCUCUCCAGCUCUGGUGCUAGGUGGCAAAGUGAAGAGAUGCAAUGUAACACAAGGAAAACGAUGGAGGAACUAGACAAUACCAUCAACCACCAGUCUAAAAAGCUACUUACAAACCUCCCCUCUGCCCCCAUUUCAGCCAUGGGGUCGCUCAGACAAGCUGAUGGAAAUCCUAUCCUGCCUGGUGUCUCAACCAUUCCAGUCAAACCAAACCCACCACCUGCUGAUGAUCCCCACGUUACUCCUGCCCCGACCGCAGAGGUCACCUCCAAUCAACAGGAAUUAGAAACUGUCCCAUCAGCCCCUCAGCAGCCCCAGACUGCUCCUCAGGUGGCCCCAUCUGAAAUGUCCUGGAUGAGCCUGGCCAUGGAAAAGACCAGAAGCCUCCAACAACUCUUCACUAGUAGACUGCCCAGAGAUUUUACCAGCAUCCAGACUGUUACUCGACCACAGGCGCAAACGCAGCCCAAAAAUCAGGGGCAGAUUGUGACAGAGCCGAAAACCCAGAAGGUAACGCGAACAGAGAUACAGACUGAGACACAAGUAGAGAUGCAGGCAGCAAAACAACGGGAGGUUUCUGCACAAAUGCAGGCAGAGAUACAGCAGUCAACUGAGACUAUCAAACCAUCAUUUCUGAAAACAGCAAGUCCAGCGCAGAUGGCCAGGCCAUCCCUAAUGCCGAACCCAGUCCAACAGAGGACAUCAACACCAUCUACCAGUUAUCCAUACUCCUCUAAAGCACCGCAGAUGCAAAACACAUCACACAUUUUGAAACAAGCAAACAACCCUCUAUUUCAACCGAACACAACUCAACCAUUAACACAAUCUAGCCUAUACUCUGCUUCUCACUCGGCCACAGAAACAACAGAGUCUCCUCUGUGUCUCUCUCCACAAAUGGAGGCUGGACCUAAAACUGCUCAAAUGAGCGUCAGUCAACCGCUUGACCAAACCUACCUUUCCUCAGGCCAACACACCACAAACCAGCAAACACCGUGGAGCAAUCGAGGACUCUCCGCUUCCACUUUCCCCAAAUCUACAACCUCAGCUCAGGCCACAGCUUCUAGCACCACGCCUUCCCAAACUUCAACUCUGGUGUCAGCCUCAGGGAGAGGGGAAAGAACUGCUGUCCUCCAGGGAAAAGGAGAAGGGCCACCUCUAUCAGAGAGGCGUGCGGUUUGGGCCGGGUCCACGGUUGAAAAGGCCACCUUCAUAGAGAAACAAAGAGCGUGGACCGCUCCUCUGCCUGAAGACAAGGUGGAACUAUGGAAGACCCAAACAGAGACUCAAGCAGAGUCUUCUAGCUUAGCAAAUAUCACACCUUUGAACAAAAUCCCCAAACCUGAGGGAAGGCUGGGAGUAAGGUUUACAGAGUCAAGCCCGAUCAAAGUUCCAGUCAGGCUUGCUGAUCGUGAGGACAAAUGGCUUAGAAAAAACAUGCCGUCAUCUUCCUCACCGUCUUCAUCACCUACACCAUCCUCCCCCCUGCAUUCAAUGUCUGACAGUGGCCAACCAUCCUGGAUGGAGCUGGCCAAGAGAAAAUCGAUGGCUUGGAGCGAUAAGAAUAUGGACUAACAAAGAUUCUGAAGGAGUCUAGAUGUUGUGUGUUUAUGCUUACACAUUUAGGAUACAUAAAUAUAUUUUAAAAAGGCCUAUUGUUUAUUAAAAUCCACCACCACCACCCAAUCAUAGCUACAUGAAUUAAUAAUAUGGAUAUGUAUGAAUAGCGUGUUUCACUGUGAUUCACCAUUUCAUUGCUGUUUUAGUUAAAUGUUUAUGUCAAAUAAAAUUUCUAA